Penicillium alfredii is the source of this 2529-nucleotide messenger RNA. Its product is annotated as PSP1 family protein. Gene Ontology annotation, cellular component: cytoplasm. The record is from RefSeq and is a predicted model, not a curated record. Lineage: Eukaryota; Fungi; Ascomycota; Eurotiomycetes; Eurotiales; Aspergillaceae. The transcript has 3 exons. The coding region runs from base 1 to 2529 and encodes 842 amino acids.
AUGGCUGCGCCGACCAAUAAACUGGGUCUGGCCCAGUCGAUCACUCCACCUGUAUGUGGAACAACCGCAUCCGCCAGACUCGAGAAGACUCACCCCGGUGUACGCCGCUCUACUCCUGACUCAGAAGCCCUGGCUUCUUCCGACGAUGACGGAGAGCAUGUGGCCCCAACCCAGACUACUGCCCCGCCAUCUAAGCCAGCGCGUCGGACAUCGUGGUUGAAUGAGGUGCCGCUCUCUGCACAGCGCAAGCAUUCGCUGCCUGGGGGACCCCUCUCCUCUGCCCCGUCGAAUCCGGCCAGCCCUUCGAGUGACCAGGCCCCAUGGGCCACAAACCCGAGCCCCGGACUCGCCGGUUCUUUUAACUGGAACCAAGCUGGGGGGAGCUCUUUUCCCUGGGGGACGGGCAUCUGGAACACUGAAUCCCGCAAAGAGCCGCCAUCUCGGUUGUCCGAAAUCGUGCCUUCCCCAACUAUGCCAAACCCCCCACCUACUAGCGGCAACCUGGGAGACGAAAUGUUAAGCCCGAUAACUCGCACGAUUUCGGGUGAAUCGGCCAUUCCGUUCUCCAUUCCGCUGCAUCCCACCCCCAAGACCUAUCGUUCUCAGUCAUAUUCCGUCGGUCAGAUGGACCCCGAGUAUCUGGGUUUGGUGGCUAACAAGUCCGGGACUAGCGCAUCAUACUCGGGCGGUCGUUCUCGAGGCCCGGGCCAAAUGUCUGCUGUUCAGCCGCGUUCGUCUCGACCAAGUGUGCUUGGCGAGCUGGGACACGAUCCGGCGAUGCUCGACCGGGUCCGAGAAGAUGACGAUGGAGAUGACGCCCCGGACGGCUCGGACGAUAUCAACUACUCCGCAAGCCAGGCCCGAACGAUCGAGCAACUCGCGCGAGAGAAUGCCCUCCUGCGACAAGCAGCGGCAGGUCAUAUGGAUAAUCGAUUCCGUGAUCGUUCGUCGUCGUCUGCGUCCAUUGGUGGGGGUGUUCAUUCAUUGCACCGUAUUCGUGGCGGUGUUCCUGAGGAAGACAUUGCCCCAGAGGACCCGGGAGAGCUUCGCGACAUUCAGGGAUACAGCAACAUGCACAGCAACACCAGAAGACGGUUUUCUGAGCAUUCGGCCAAUCUCGAGCAGCAGCUCUCUUCCUUUGCUCCGCCUCUAGAGAACAGAGCAUUGGAGAAUGUUCGCAAGGCUCAUUGGCAGACCUCGCUGGGCUUUGGAAGCAUGGCCGACAUUCCGCAAAGCCGCCGUCACUCGUUCGCCGAUAUCCCCAUGCGUCAUGCUUCCAUCGGUUCGGUUGACUCGCAUGCGACAGCCACCCCUCGGGCUAGUCUCGCACCAGAUCGUGAAGACUAUGGGUCCAUUAAUGACUUUUCCAACCCAGCAAUGCAGCAAUCUUAUUACUCCCGCGACCAGACCUUGCGUAAUGAUGGGUCCUCGGGAAUUCCGGCGGCCCUCAACCAGUACUCGCUAUCGGCUGCCUUUGGUCGUCAACCCUCGGCCCUUUCGCAUGGCCACCAGAACCAGCUUCUCUACAUCGUCACGUUCAAGUGCCACCGUGCCGAUGUAUUUUACAUUCAAGAAGACACUGGCCUCCAGGUGAAGGCCGGCGAUCUGGUCAUUGUUGAGGCUGACCGAGGCACGGACCUGGGAACCGUUCAACAUGCAAAUGUCUCGCUUCAGAAAGCGCGGGAGCUGAAGCAGCAGUACGCGGAAGAACAUUACAAAUGGCUCAUGAUGUUCUCCCGGCAGGGUCAACUCGAGGGCUCCAAUGUGCCCAACCCCGGUCUGGGUAGUCGGAGUGCCACGGGAGGCAUGGGUCCUCAUGCCCCGCAUGGCGUGCAGGACACUUCCACGGACAUCAAACCAAAGCUUAUCAAGCGCUUGGCCCAGAACCAUGAGAUUUUGACUCUGAGAGACAAGGAAGGAAACGAAGCGAAGGCCAAGCGUGUCUGCCAGCAAAAGGUUGUCGAGCACCGCCUGAACAUGGAAAUCCUCGACGCCGAGUUCCAAAUGGACUGGAAAAAGCUCACGUUCUACUACUUCGCGGAUUCCUAUAUCAACUUCAACUCCCUGGUCACCGACCUGUUCAAGAUCUACAAGACAAGGAUCUGGAUGUCGGCCAUAAACCCAGCCUCGUUUGUCACGCCACCGGGGCCUGGUCUGCAGGGCCCUGGUGCGAUGCCUAACCCCCUCUACGGGCCGGAUACAAACACCGAUCGCCGUCACCAGCACGAUGGCAGAGCCUAUGGCGGAUCGCGGGAGGCUGUCGAUGCGACCCGCGAUGGAAUUCCAAACCCCGCCAUGCUCCGCACUGCCUUUGCGGAUUCGUAUCAGCCAUUCGCCCAACCUCCUCGCCAGCACGACGAAAUUCAGGCCGACCCCUUCGGCCCCUACUCCCCCAGCAGCUAUGGUCCGCUCGACUCGGGCUACGCCGACUAUCAGGCGAGCAGUGCCGGCUCCAGCGGGGCAGCCCGCAUGCACCCAGCGCAGGGCGAAUGGGUUGGCCGGUUCCAGGGCUUGUCUCUUAACUCCUGA